GUUUCAUCUCACUUAAAGUACUUCAGGGCGGUUUUCUCCGGGUUUCGUUCCCGAUGACUGACGGCAAUAUCGGUGCCGAGACCAGGUUCAUAUAUUACAUCGAUGAAGAAGAGACUCCCUACCUUGUUAAACUCAAUAUCGCUCCAGAAAAAGUCACGCUUGGUGAUUUUAAAAACGCUCUGAAUAGACCGCAUUCGAAAUUUUUCUUCAAAUCACUGGACGAUGAUUUUGGGGUUGUUAAGGAAGAAAUAUCUGAAGAUAACGCUCCGCUCCCUUGUUUUAAUGGUCGUGUUAUUUCUUGGCUGGUGACUACAGAUGAAAGUAUAACGUCCGAUGCAGGUAUUCUCAGCCCUUCUGGUGAAGCAAAUACUAAUGCAAAUACCAGCAAAUAUUCUACUGAUCUUGAUGUGGAGUCAAAUAAUACGCGCAACAACGAAUGCAAAAUCAAUUCUUGUGUGCUGCAGUCACAUACGACCGCUGCUCCAGCUGAUUCUACUUCUGCGAACCUUGGACAUGGAGGAAAUAUCGGACAAAGUUACGAUACAGAGACGGAAUCUGUACAUAGUGCUAAUCAAGAUCGCAUCGCUCCUCUGCGUAACUUUCAGCAUUAUAAAUCUAGUGGACGACAUCAUUAUACAACGGGUGGUGGUAGUCAUAUUACUCAACAGACAAACCAUAAUGGUUCACGCCAUCGCCAUUAUCGUCAUUUACCUGGUCCAAGUACCUAUGAAACUCCUUCGAUGAUGAGUUCUGAUUUAGAAUCAACUAGCUUCUUAGACUCUGAAGAAGAAUCUAGCAGGUUUUCCUCCAUUACCGGAACAACAUUGUCUUCCCGUCGGUUUAGCCGUGCACGUCGGAGACGAAGACGUAGGCGUCCACCACCGAUCAGCCGGGCAUCUUCAUUUAGCAGUAUUACAGACUCCACCAUGUCUCUAAAUAUUGUGGCAGUUACGUUGAACAUGGAUACCGUUAAUUUUCUGGGCAUCAGUAUAGUCGGUCAGUCAAAUAAGUCUGGAGAUGGUGGGAUUUAUGUUGGCUCUAUCAUGAAAGGCGGCGCUGUCGCUCAAGAUGGACGAAUUGAACCCGGGGACAUGAUUCUCGAAGCAAAUGGGAUUAGUUUUGAAGAAAUGAGUAACGACGAUGCAGUUCGCACACUACGAGAGCAAGUUCAGCGUCCUGGUCCUAUUACGUUAGUUGUUGCCAAAUGUUGGGACCCUAAUCCAGCCGAACGUUAUUUUACAAUACCUCGCCAAGAACCUGUACAUCCCAUUGAUCCGCGUGCCUGGGUGUUACAUACCAAUGCAAUGAUCACACCAGACUCACAGAUUCAAGGUGGUGAUUCACACAGACAAGUUAGUGGGGCUUCCAUGACUGGUGCCUCGUCAGGUGGUGAGUCCAGUUCCACUCUUAGCCCCCCUGGCCUUACCCCUGGUAUGAGUAUGGGCACUUUGACAUCAGGGCAAACUUCGAUGCCUCUAGGUACAAGUGCAGCAGCGUUCAAUAUGGCUGCUUUACUUGCAGCCUCUAAACAUAAACAACAACAGGAACAAGAACAUCAACAACAGCAACAACGUUUACUCCAACAAAGGAUUCAUUUGCCUCAACCCGCAUUUUACCCUUCAUCAAAUUUGUUGAUUCCUCAUGGUUAUACUCAACAGAUUGCUCCUAGCAUUGUCACUGCAUCCAGCUCGCUGCCGGAGAUUGAACGGUACUCUGACCCCAUUCCAUUAAGUCUAUCGACAAGUAUUCCCACAGUUAUUCAUGCAAUGCUUCAACCUGAUUCUGGCCUCGACAUUAGGGAUCGCGUGUGGCUCAAGUUAACUGUACCAAACGCAUUUAUAGGUUCUGACCUAGUCGAUUGGCUCUUCCGUCACUUGGAAGGUUUGACUGAUCGUAGAGAAGCCCGGAAGUAUGCAUCUAAUCUACUCAAAUUGGGUUACAUUCGGCAUAUUGUAAAUAAAUUAACUUUUUCGGAACAAUGUUACUAUGUCUUCCGGGAUAUAAGUGAACAUAUGUCUUGCCUAAGUUUAGAAGAAGUUGAUAGUGUUAGUGAAGUUGGUGCACAUUCACAUCCUAAUUGGGGUCAUAAUACCACAAGUACUAGUUUGACUGUGAAAGCUGGUGCUAGUGGUAGCAUCCCAGAUUACAAUCCGGGUUUUGUUGGAACUCAUGUAGUUGGAACGGCAAGUAGAGAAGGUAAUAACAGUCAAUAUAGUACCGUUUCACCGAUUUAUCAUCCACCUGCUCCACCCCUUGCUGCUCCUAUUCGUCAGUUGAUUGCAGACGGUCAAAAUAUAGCUGCUAAUGCAAAUCUUCAGCAGCCACAAAGUGGGUCUCGCUUAAAUGAUGGAAAUAGAGAUAAUGUUUCAGGCUAUUCCAGUUCAUCAUCUAGCACAAGUAGUGAAUCUGGUCAUUUCGCUCAUGAAAUUCCCGGACAUAUAAAAACGCACACUAAAGACGUAUCCGCAUCAAACCAUAUUGGGGUUCAAGGAUUCAACCAGUCUAGACAACAAGAUUCGGUUUUACCAAAUGUACGGUCACUAAAACAGCAACAUUCCCAGUCAAAUUCUAAUUUGGCACAAACUCUCUCUGCUACUGGUGGUGUUGCAGGACAUCAUUCUAGAUUAAGACAUAAUUUUUAUCCUAAUGGUAAUGAUAAUGAGCUUGCAGCAUCAUCUACAGGAUCUAGUUCAACGUCUUUUGGAAACUCAAGACAGAAUAUUCCCACUAUUAAUUCUGAUAACAAACAACAUCAAACACAGGAUUCAGCUCAACGAGAUUCUAUGCUUAGUUCAAAAAGUAGUAGUAGCAGUAGUUGUACUCCAUUGAAUGCCAACAUGCAGGAAACGCGACUUUUUAAUUCGCAUAGGUUGUCUCAUAUGUCAAAUCAUCAAAAUUGUGCCCCUCCUCCUCCUCCCCCACGAAUUUCAACUGCUGUUUCUGGUUUUACACUCACAAGUCAUCCUUAAACAUGAAAUAAUUUUACAAAUCAAAUUACCGUGGUGCGAAAGAAAUUUCUACCUCAUGCCAUCUCUUCUCCAACGUUUCCAGAGAUAUAAUUAUUUUGACCACUCCGAUGUAAUUAGAGUAAUAUGUGAUACUCAAAUUUCCAUAAUAUAACCUCAUUUCAAAAAAGCUCAUCUCACAACUCAGGCCACUUUUUUGAUUUUCUACUCAUAAAAGUUUUAUCUCUAAUAUUUGGUUCACUCACGCAUUAAGUUGUAUAUGUGCAAUCAUUAACAUUUUGAAAGACCCUUUUUGAUAAAAGGUUAUCAGCUCUUGUAAUUAAUCUUAUAGUCUACCUCGAUAUGUUGUUUUUCGUCUAUCUGGCUAGAACUUUUUGUCUCGUUCUUGAAAUAAACCAUAUUACAUACUAUGUACCAAUCAUUCAUUUUUUUAACUACCUUAUUCGUUUUUAUCUCAUUUUCUUUCUUUACUAAUAGAAUGUGCUUUAUGUAGCCAUAUUAUUCAGUUGCAUACUCCAGAAAUAUUUUUUUCAUUAAAUUUAGCUGUCCGUUACGUAUAAUAUUUGAUUGGUAUUUAAAUCAUUCGCAAUUUUCAAAUUAAAACUUCCUGACGUAAUCGCUUUUAUAUUUUCUCUUUUACUACUUUAAAUGCUUCAGUGUUUUCCAGAGUGUGUAGAAUAUCUUUGCAUGAAACGAAAUUACAGUUGUAAAUACCC
Molecule: messenger RNA, 3682 nt
Organism: Schistosoma turkestanicum
Lineage: Eukaryota; Metazoa; Platyhelminthes; Trematoda; Strigeidida; Schistosomatidae
Source: the annotation of a GenBank genome assembly